AUGUCAUCAAAUCAAACGCCUACUACUGAUAAUGUAUUGCUUACUCUUAAGGAAGCUAGAAAGUUAGCUCUCAAUGAACCUCAAAACUAUCCUAAUGUAUUACGAUCUAUGUUUAAUCUCAUCACCAAAGAACCUGAAACACAACAACAAACAUCAGAGAUUCAACAAUUAAUUGUUGAUUUUAUGUAUGAAACAUUUAUAAAUAAUUCUAUAUUACAACAAAGCGUCAAAAUCGAAUUAGCAAUUGAUUCUUUAGAUGCAUUAACAAUCUUGACCAAUAUUCAUGAUAUUGCCACAUUACGUAAAGUCAUUGAUAUAUCAUGUGUUAUAUAUCGAUUACUUUUCCAAUAUGUGGCACUUAAUGAUAAUAGUAAUCAAAUUUGGAGUAAAAUUACUGAAUUGAAAAAUGUUUUGGUUAAUAAAUUUCAAAGUAAUUUCCCUUUACCACCAAGUGAUAAUACUGAACAUGAUUUAUUAAGAAAUAUUGCUACAAAAUUAGAUUUAUUAAAAUUUAUGAUGACAAUUAUUGAUGUUUCUUCGAAAACUCGUAUAAUUGGUGACCCAAUACAAAAUACCAAUUCCAUGCAAUUUUCGUUAAAUGAUGUACCACCCAAUCAUAGUUUAAUCAAAUAUGAUCAAAUGGAAUAUGAAUCACAAGUCAUUUUUAAAUCAAUGGUAUUAAGGGUUUUCAAUUAUGAUAUUAUUAUUGCCCCUUUGAUCACAGCCACAUUGAAUCAUUGUAUACUUAUAAUGAAACGCAAACCACAAUUUGUUCCUUUAUUAUUGAAAACAAUUGAAGAAUACGACACUAAUAAUAAACUUCAAUCGAAUUAUCAAUCAUUAGAACAAUUUAAAUUGGCAAGAAAAUAUGUUGAUAGAAAUUUACGUAAUUUCAUAUCUCAUUGUCAAAAAUACAAAUUAAUCCCACCGGAAUUUAAUAUGCCAUUAGGAAGAAUGGCUAAUACCUUAACUGAACGUGGAACUAAUAUUAGAAAGAAAAAUAUAUUUGCCAUUGAUGAACCAAAUAUUAAAAAAAGAAAAUUUGAAGGGUUUUAUAAUUCUUCGAAAAAAAUGAAACAAAUGAGUUAUAGUCAUUUAUAUACUUUAAAUGAUGUGAAUGAUGGAUUAAAUAAUUUUGAUUUGAGUACUUUACCCCAAGAUUAUGUAACAAAUAUGGUGGUUAAUGCUUUACAACGUGCUCCAGUUUCAAAAUUGGUGAAGGCAUUAGAAAUCAUUUCAGAAAGAUAUAUUGAUGCAUUUCAAAAACCACGACCAAUUGCCACUCCAGUUAGUCAAAUCAAUAACAAUAGCGCAACCACAACUACUGCAACCCCAGUGGCAAAACAAGAAGAUCCAGAAGUCAAUGAUGAAGAUGAAGAAGAUGAACGAUAUCAAGUUGAUCUUAAUGGAGAUUUUUAUGAUCCCCUGAAAGUUUUCAGUUUACCACCACCUAAAGAAUUAUCAUUCCAAGAGAAAAAGCAACAUAUUAAUAUAAUUAUUAAAAAUUUCUUGGAAUUAGCUAAAAAAGGUGGUCCUGAAAAUGAUAAUAUUAACAACAACAACAACAACAACAACAGUAGCCAAAAUGGGGAAGAUGAAUCAGAAUUGAGUCCUGGAGAUAAAGGUGAUAUUAGUAAGGCAUUAAAAAAAGUAGCCAUUAAAGGUUGGAAAAAAGGUAAUUGGUUAAUAUUAUUAUCUCGAUUAGCCACUAGAGGAAUGAGAACGAAUCCAAAAAGCGGAAAUAAUACUAUUGUCAAACAAGAGGAUGGAAGUGAAGAACCAAAAAUGUCACCGGAUCAAAAAAAUAAUCAACAAUUGAGUGAUUUGAUACGAUUAGCUAUACUUGAAUACUUUCUGGAAAAUGUCCAUGGUAGAAUUGAUAUGGUUAUAGAAUGGCUUAAUGAAGAAUGGUAUAGUGAACGAGUUUUCCAACUGAAUGAAUAUCUUAAUGAAGGUAAAGACCCUGAUAAGGAGGUUAUUACUACACCAAUAUAUGAUAUAUGGAGUAGAAAAGUUGUUGAUGCGACUGUAUCAUAUAUUGAACCUAAUGAUAAAAAAAUUUUCCUUCGUUUAUUAAGUGAUUUACCUGAAUUAAAUGAAGAUUUAAUUGGUAGAAUUAAAUCAUUAUGUAUUGAUCCAGGAAGAUCAGCCAUUGGGUUUUUAGCUUUACAAUUUUUGAUUAUGUAUAGACCUCCAGUGAAACAAAUGUGUUUAAAAGUUUUACAAGAAUUGAGUGAAAGUGAUCAAGAAGAUAUAAGUAUUGAAGCUAAAAAGAGGUUAGAGAAAUUUAAAUAA
Candida albicans SC5314 is the source of this 2295-nucleotide messenger RNA. Its product is annotated as RNA-processing protein. The coding region runs from base 1 to 2295 and encodes 764 amino acids. The record is from RefSeq and is a predicted model, not a curated record. NCBI's taxonomy places the organism in Eukaryota, Fungi, Ascomycota, Pichiomycetes, Serinales, Debaryomycetaceae. Gene Ontology annotation, cellular component: mRNA cleavage and polyadenylation specificity factor complex. The transcript has a single exon.